This is a messenger RNA of Centropristis striata (black sea bass), 3633 nucleotides long. It is a transcript of the gene selenoo1, whose product is annotated as selenoprotein O1. The transcript is spliced from 9 exons. NCBI's taxonomy places the organism in Eukaryota, Metazoa, Chordata, Actinopteri, Perciformes, Serranidae. The record is from RefSeq and is a predicted model, not a curated record.
GUGUUUGCUCCGCUUCUUCCAGCCAUUGCUGUCUCAAACCAAGGAAGGAUCCUUGACUUUGGGAUACAGCUCCUGUCUUCACUGCGUGUUUCCGGUCGGACCAUUAACGACGUGACACGGUCCGUCUCGCAAACAUCCGCCGCUGUUUGCAGGAUUAUGAAAGCAUGACUAGUGACUAACUACUUUAUAACUACGCCAGUGAACGCAAGCGAACAGAUGGCCCUGUUUGGAUGGCUUAUCUAGGACCUCGGCUGGGACCGUCACGCAUUUUUAUCCCCGGUGUGUCCGCGUUCAGACUCCUCGGGAUGGCCGACAUGGGUCUGUCGAUGAGUCGUUCCCCGCUCGAGCGGCUCGACUUUGACAACGUCGCUCUCAAGAAACUUCCCCUAGACCCGUCCGAGGAGCCGGGGGUGCGGCAGGUGAAAGGAGCGUGUUUCUCCCGGGUGAAGCCGCAGCCGGUGACCAAGCCUCGGUUCGUGGCUGUGUCACAUGAAGCCCUGGCGCUGCUGGGGCUCAACGGAGAGGAGGUCUUAAACGACCCGCUAGGGCCAGAGUACCUCAGCGGGUCCAAAGUCAUGCCUGGAUCCGAGUUCGCCGCUCACUGCUACUGCGGCCACCAGUUCGGCCAGUUCGCCGGACAGCUUGGCGACGGGGCGGCCUGCUACCUGGGGGAGGUGAAGGUGCCGCCCGGCCAGGAUCCAGAACUGCUGCGGGAAAACCCGAGCGGCCGGUGGGAGAUCCAGGUGAAAGGAGCCGGGCUGACUCCUUACUCCAGACAAGCUGAUGGCCGCAAGGUCCUGCGCUCCAGUAUAAGAGAGUUCCUUUGCAGCGAGGUGAUGUUCUUCCUGGGCGUUCCCACCACCAGAGCCGGCUCCGUAGUCACCUCUGACAGCAGGGUCGUAAGAGAUGUGUACUACAGCGGGAACCCUCGCAACGAAAGAUGCUCUGUGGUCCUCCGUAUUGCUCCCACCUUCCUCAGGUUUGGAUCAUUUGAGAUCUUCAAGCCGGCUGACGAGUUCACAGGCCGCCAGGGGCCCAGCUAUGGACGUGAUGAGCUCCGCGGUCAGAUGAUGGAUUAUGUCAUCGAGAUGUUUUACCCUGAGAUCCAGCAGAAUCACCCAGAUAGGGUGGAGAGAAACGUGGCUUUCUUCAGAGAGGUGAUGCUCCGCACGGCUCGCCUCGUGGCUCAGUGGCAGUGUGUCGGUUUCUGCCACGGAGUCCUGAACACAGACAACAUGAGCAUCCUGGGACUCACACUGGACUAUGGUCCAUAUGGCUUCAUGGACAGGUUUGAUCCAGAUUUCAUUUGCAACGCCUCAGACAACUCCGGCCGAUACUCCUACCAGGCCCAGCCGGCGAUCUGCAGGUGGAACCUGAUGAAGCUGGCGGAGGCUCUGGCUCCAGAGCUGCCACCAGACCGGGCUGAGGCGGUCCUAGACGAGUACCUGGAUCUGUAUAACGGCUUCUACGUGGAGAACAUGAGGAAGAAGCUGGGCUUAUUAAAGAAGGCCGAGCCUGAGGACGAGAUCCUGAUCACCGAGCUGCUGCAGGUCAUGCACAACACAGGUGCUGACUUCACCAACACUUUCCGUAGCUUGAGUCAGAUUUCCUGUCCCUCUGAGGAAGAAAGUGAGGGAGAAGAGGAGCUUGUCAAGAAAGCCACAGACCUCCUGCUGGAGCAAUGCGCCUCCUUAGAGGAGCUCAAGGCCGCCAGUAAGCCCACUAUGGAUCCACGUGAGCUGGCAAUGUUGCUCUCAAUGGCCCAGAGCAACCCAGCUCUGUUCCAGAUGAUCUCAGAUAGGACAACAAUUGCCAGGCAGUUAGACAAACUGAGCAGACUGAAAGACCUGAUGGAGACGAGCCAGGAUGAGCUGAAAACCAAACAAGGGGAGGACUGGAGCCACUGGAUCACACGCUAUAGGAAGCGUCUGGCUCAGGAGCUGGAAGGACAGAGUGACGUGCGGGCGGUGCAGGAGGAGAGGGUGAGGGUGAUGGACAGCACCAACCCUCGCGUGGUGCUCAGGAACUACAUCGCCCAGAAUGCAAUUGAGGCUGCUGAGAAUGGAGACUUCUCCGAGGUCCAGCGGGUCCUCAAAGUCCUGGAGAAGCCUUUCUCAUCGCAGCCAGGUCUGGAGUUUCCUGCAUGGGGGGCCGGAGGGGAGCCCUCCGAACAGGGAGAGAGGGAUGAAGGAGAAGAGCAACAGCAAGAGGCGGCGUCUUCAUCCACAGCCAGAAACCCUGUUCCCUAUGACAGCAAGCCCCCAGCUUGGGCCAAUGAAAUCUGUGUCACAUGAUCUUCAUAAUGACUUCCUUGAUUUCUUGCUUUCCUGCCUGAAGCCAUGAGAGAGUUAACUGGUCUUCCAGUUCAUAUAUUUUGUACCUGUUAUGUCUUUUUUCCGAUCACUGUACAACUCUCUGUGACUCUGACAGGCAGCGUCAGGGAAGUUAGCAUGAGGCACAACACCCCAUAGGCUACCUGGAUUAACCAAAGCGGACAGGAAGUGAGUUUUUAGUGGUAUAAAUGCAUAUAAUUAUAAAUAUGUUUCUGUGUCAGGUGAGAAAUGUUUUUACCCCAAUCUGAAAUGUGCCAGAAAAUUACUGUGAAGUGAUUACUUUUUUUCCACUAGUUGAAAUUUCUGCAUAAAACAGGAUAUUACAAUGUGCAUUAACAUAAAAAAAACGACUUAAUAUGAGGAGUUUAAUGCAUGGCUGUUUUUUAAAAUGGAAUUUUUUAGGAAUGCCCUUAAAUUCAACAUGCAUUAAGCAGAGAAAAACAAGAAAAAGUGCAGAUUAUGAAAGAUGUAAAAAUCAUAUUUUUGACUUUACAAAGAAGCCUCUCCGCUCGUUCCCUGCCUGCUUGGUAAUUUCAUGGUAAGCUAUACAUGACGACUCAGACAACAAGUCCUACAGGGACCUGUCUGACUCUGACAAAUGUGGGGUGUCACUUCAACAUAUACCAAAUAAUGAGUGUGUGUGUGAGAGAGAGAUGAUUAUGUUUUUUUUAGGAAUGUGUUUGGGUGAAAGGGAUUGCUUGCACUGAAUCCAGUUAGCCGCAACAGUAAAACACGCACAAGUUAUUGUUCUAUAAUAGAAAAAAUUGCCUUUUGCCUCUGUCAUAUCUCCACUUUAUAAUACGCACAGAACCACAAAUACACCUGACCACUUUUGCUAUCUAACGUGUUGAGGAAGCCACAAAACUACAGUUGAUCUCUAAUCAUGGAAAGAGAAAAAAAAAAGGAACCGCUUGUUCUAUUUGACUAUUUUAGUCGGCUUGUGGCAAUGCAAACUUCUGCAGGGGAAGUUUAUUGCACAUUGUGCCGCAAAUGUGAUGCUAUCAUGUGGUUUUGUGUAAAGGGAAAAAACAUGAGCGCCAUUCAUGAAUUUAUUUUUAUUGUGAUGCCUCUGCACUAAAUAUAAUUGCUGUAUUUGAACAAAUCUGUUUGGCAAAUAAAUUUAGAUUUGUUGGCAAAAUGAGGCUGUUAAAGCUGGAACUUGACACAAGAAAUGACAGAAAUGGGCAUGAAAUGAGAUUAUGUUCCAGAUUUUUAUUUUUCCUUAAUAAAUGUUAACUGAAUGGUUGAGCUCUUCCUCAGCUGUAGGCUUAAUAUAUCCUAAUAAACUGAGCAGCCAAUA